Saimiri boliviensis boliviensis (Bolivian squirrel monkey) is the source of this 2421-nucleotide messenger RNA. Lineage: Eukaryota; Metazoa; Chordata; Mammalia; Primates; Cebidae. The record is from RefSeq and is a predicted model, not a curated record.
CUGGAUGACGAGAGCAUGGAGCCCGUCAUCGCCGUGGUGCUUCAGAUCCUGAGGCGGUGCCACCCUAAGAGUCUCCUACCCUUGGUCACAGCCAGCAGUGCCUAUGCCUUCCCAGUCCCCGGGAGCAUCACCUCUGAACCUCCACAUGAUCUACUUGAAGAGGAUUUUGAAGAUGAUGGUGAGGAGGAGGUGGACAAAGACUCUGAUUCUGAAGAUGGAAAAGUGGAAGAUGAUGACUUGGAAACAGAUGUGGACAAACUGAGUUCCAAACCUGGUCUGGACCGGCCUGAAGAGGAGCUGAUGCAGUAUGAGGCCGUGUGUCCUGAGCUCUCCUGCAGCUCUGAGGAACUGGAGUCCAAACCUGGAGAUGAUUUGAACCCUGAAAAGACUGAGUUUGCCAAUCACCACCACAUUCCGACUGCUGCCUUCUCAAAGCAGCAUCGCUUCAACAAGGACCAAAGUUCUUGUGGGCAAGAAAGACAAGAUGCUGUCCGGUCAUCCCUUCUGUGCAUGGUGAAGACGGGAAGAUCCACUGUGCAUCUGGGAUCCAAAGGAAAGCCCGUAGUGAGCCCGUACCAAAAUGUGCAAUCCAAUCACCUCGGGAGAGAUUCUUCUGCAAGUGAAAUCCCUGACAUUGAGGAUUCCCUGAAAGUGGAUGCCUGGGACGUAGAUACAAUUUUCUGCCAAGGGAUGGGUGCCUCCUUUUCCAAUUCCAGUAGGACUGGAGAAACUGUCCAAGUAAUAGAUAAGCUUCUGCAGACACACCCGAAGCGUGUCCCUUUCCACGAUCCCUAUCUUUAUAUGGCCAAAGCCAGAAGAACCACCUCUGUGGUGGACUUCAAGAUGAUGGCAUUUCCUGACCUCUGGGGACACUGUCCCCCUCCUGCCACCCAGCCCCUGUUGGAACGCAAAUGUGGAGUCCAAAGGAUCAGGAUAUUUGAGGAUAUUCGGAGGCUCAUCCAGCCAAGUGAUGUUAUAAAUAAAGUUGUCUUCAGUUUAGAUGAGCCUUGGCCUUUGCAAGAUAGUACUUCCAAUUGCUUAAAGUUCUUCUCCAAAUUUGAAUCGGGAAAUCUUCGCAAAGUCAUCCAAGUGCGUGAGUUGGAGUAUGACCUGUUGGUCAAUGCCGACGUGAACAGCUCCCAGCACCAACAGUGGUUCUACUUCCGGGUGAGCGGAAUGCAGGCGGCCAUCCCUUACCGCUUCAACAUCAUCAACUGCGAGAAGCCCAACAGCCAGUUUAAUUAUGGGAUGCAGCCCACCCUGUAUUCCUUGAAGGAGGCUCUUCUUGGCAGACCCACCUGGAUACGGACAGGCUAUGAAAUAUGUUAUUACGAAAACCACUAUCGCCAGAGUAGAGCUGCUGCAGGCGGAGCGUCUGGAAAGUGCUACUAUACCCUGUCCUUUGCUGUCAGCUUCCCACACAAUGAGGAUGUCUGCUACCUGGCCUACCACUAUCCCUAUACUUACACAGCCCUCAUGACUCAUCUCGACAUUCUGGAAAAGAGUGUCAAUGUCAAGGAGGUCUACUUCCGGCAGGAUGUUCUCUGCCAGACGCUGGGAGGGAAUCCGUGUCCCUUGGUGACCAUCACGGCCAUGCCUGAGUCCAACAGCAAUGAGCAUCUAGAGCAGUUCCGACAUCGUCCCUAUCAGGUGAUCACCGCUCGAGUUCAUCCAGGAGAGAGCAAUGCCAGUUGGGUGAUGAAGGGUACCUUGGAGUUCCUGGUCAGCAGUGAUCCUGUGGCAAGGCUGUUGAGGGAAAACUUCAUUUUCAAAAUCAUACCCAUGCUCAACCCAGAUGGUGUCAUCAAUGGCAACCACAGAUGCUCACUGAGUGGGGAAGAUUUGAACAGACAAUGGCUUUCUCCCAGUGCUCAUCUGCAGCCAACCAUUUACCAUGCCAAAGGACUCCUCUACCACCUGAGCAGCGUUGGCCGGAGUCCCGUGGUUUUCUGUGACUUCCAUGGCCACUCCCAAAAGAAGAAUGUGUUCCUUUAUGGCUGUAGCAUCAAGGAAACCUUGUGGCAAGCAGGAUGCACUGUGGGCACAUCUACUAUCCUAGAGGAUGUCAACUAUAGGACUCUUCCCAAAAUCCUUGAUAAACUAGCACCAGCAUUCACAAUGAGCAGCUGCAGCUUUCUCGUGGAGAAAUCUCGAGCCUCCACUGCCCGGGUCGUGGUGUGGAGAGAGAUCGGGGUGUCCAGAAGCUACACCAUGGAAAGCAGCUACUGUGGCUGUAACCAGGGCCCCUAUCAGGGUCUACAGUUUGGUACCAGAGAACUGGAGGAGAUGGGAGCCAUGUUCUGCUUGGGCCUCCUCAUCCUGGAGCUCAAAUCUGCCAGCUGCAGCCAUCAGCUCCUUGCUCAAGCUGCAACUCUGCUGAGUGCUGAGGAGGAGGCUCUGGACCAGCACCUCCAGCGGUAA